This is a messenger RNA of Sus scrofa (pig), 4292 nucleotides long. RefSeq names its product G protein subunit gamma 4 (gene GNG4). The record is from RefSeq and is a predicted model, not a curated record. Gene Ontology annotation, cellular component: heterotrimeric G-protein complex. NCBI's taxonomy places the organism in Eukaryota, Metazoa, Chordata, Mammalia, Artiodactyla, Suidae. Gene Ontology annotation, molecular function: G-protein beta-subunit binding. Gene Ontology annotation, biological process: G protein-coupled receptor signaling pathway.
GCGGCGGCAGGCGGGAUUUCCCGGCCCUUCCCGGGCGCCCUGCGAGACCCUGCUACGGAGGGGGCGCGACCGACGUGGACGCGAGGGGUCGGGGGUCGGGGGACACGCGUUCUGCCCCCGCUGCACAUGGACGCGCGCCUGGAGCACGCACAGGGGGCUGAGCAGACAAAGUACUUGGCGUCUGGGUGACUGCACUCUCCCGCGGGGCACCUGCUUGGGACCGGCGCCCCCGCUCGGCCUCACGUGGUCUUUCCCCGCCUGGCCCGCGAGGCGCGGGACGGGGCGGGGCUGGUGACGCGGCGCGGAGACCCCGGGGGCGGGGAGGGCCGGUGCGGGGCGCGCGUUUCCUCCGCGAGCCCGUCAGUGUCGAGGCGCGGAGCCGGAGCCCCCUCAGCCCCGCGCCCGGAAGCGGAGCGAGGCCGAUCGGUCUGGCAGCCCCUCGCGUGCACCACGCCGGAGACAAAGCCAGCGCGUGAGCGGCGCCCUCGGUCCGCGCUCCCGGGUAGGGUGAGCCUCAAAGCAGGAGCGCUGAACCAGGCUACCAUCUGACGACCAUCAGCUACUGCUGCCAGUCUGUCCCCUGCCCAGGCCUGUCACCGUGUCAUCUCUCAGCAGGGGCAGCAGAAUGAAAGAAGGCAUGUCCAAUAACAGCACCGCCAGCAUUUCCCAGGCCCGGAAGGCUGUGGAGCAGCUGAAGAUGGAGGCCUGUAUGGACAGGGUGAAGGUGUCCCAGGCGGCAGCAGACCUCCUGGCCUACUGUGAAGCCCACGUGCGGGAGGACCCUCUCAUCAUCCCGGUGCCUGCGUCAGAAAACCCUUUCCGAGAGAAGAAGUUCUUCUGUACCAUCCUCUGACUCUCCGUUUGUUGUGGAAAUGUCUCCUUUUCUGUCCAUAAAACCCCUGGUAGAGACUGCGCAUGCUCUUAGCUUUAGGGAGCCCCGCCCACACCCAGCCCCGCCCAACCAGGACUGACCGUCCUGUCCCGUCUUUUCAUUGGUUUUCCUCGUUGCGCUCCAUCUCACUUUUUCUUUUCAUUUUCAUGUUAUUUUCAUUAUUAGAAAAGCAAACAGACAUGUUUGUAGCCGGAUAACAAGUGUGCCAAGUAUAAAUAAGUAUGGGCUUAAGGGCUUAAAUUUUUUAAACAUCACUUCCCCACUGUACAUACAUCGAGUUUAUACAUUUCAGUGGAUUAUUUAUUGAGAAGGGAAAAUAUAUUCAACAAGCCCCCAUUCGCAAUCGCUUUGUCAAAUUAGAGCAUCUAUUGGUAGUUUCCAUCGCUCUUGCUGGAGAAAGCAGUUUUAUAAGUUCUCUAUUUCCUGCUUUUCCCGUUAAAGAAGAAAUAACUCCCAUCAUCAGACAAUUUUCCAAACAUGGGUCUUCCUGGGACCCUGCAGCCCAGACCUUGACAGAGGGCACCCUGUUUCCCACGAUUAUCACUGAUCCCUUUGGAGGUGGUCCUUCCACGAGUGGAGGUGUAGAGGGGAUAUUGGAGGGAGCUUAGCUGUAAACGUCACAACCAUGACACUGUUUACGUGUUCCAUCCAGGCUGGCCGGGGGCACCACCUCUCCUCUCUGUAUGCCACCCUGCCCUGCUCCCUCCUGUGUUGGCUCCUCCUCUGUGGGACUGACAUGAGCCGAAUUGAUGGGGGCCUGUUUGGGGCUCGGUAGUAUGUCCCCCUCCCCCAGAGGCGUGAGUCAAGGGCAGCAGCUCAGCCUGUACCAUCCACAGAUUGGAGCAUUCACACCCAUCCACUUCUUUAAAUCCCCAUGAAUAAAUAAAUACUGUGAGACUAUGUCUGGUCUUAAGAGAGGGAAACUGAGGCACAGAAUGACAGUGUAGUUUCCCCGAGGUUGUAGAUAGUAAGCAGGAAGACUGGGACCUGACUGCAGACACCAGUUCCCAGCCUUGAGCUCCACUGCCUUCCAGGCGUACCUGUUUGCAGGUAGGCAGGUAAACCCACAAACAACCUGAGCCAUGUGCCAUGACACCCCAUCGCUGGGGUCUGCUCCGUGGCACACUUCUCUUCCAGUCUUUGCCAGGAGUAGGCAUGUCGACCGGUAUUCUGGCAGCUUGUGGAAGGUGAUGUGUGACUGCCCCUGUGGGAGGCUGGAUAGAGUUUGAUUUUUCUGAGACAAACUUGCAAGUCCACAGAAAACAAACCCCUCCCACCCCUGAUGAAGGGAAUAAACCAUAGGGGCAGAGAGCGCUCUGUCCAAGUUUGUUCUAUUCUAUUUGUUGGACACUGCCUCCCUCCUGGCUCCGGCAGCGACUUCACCAUGUGCAGCAGGGCAAGUCAUCGUAUCCCUGAAACACUCCAACCUGCAAAUUGCGGAUCAUGGUAACGACUCCUCCUGCCUGUCUGUCUAGGACAGAGGGAGAUGAUACAUAGAUGAAAGCUCUGAUGACCAUUUAAAACAAAUCCAUAUACCAAAUGCUAGGACAUAGCGUAGGGAAGAGAGCCACGGUUCCGUUGGAGGAAUCCUGUAAAAAUUGCCUGCAAAGAGGCAAGUAUAAUUUUCAGAUUAAAUUAUUGACUGGCUACCCUUGUAAAUGGUUUUAGGACAUUUGUAUUCUUGGCUGCUUUUGUUGAAACCCAUUCUUCAUUUCAUGAAAGCUCCCUGAUAAGCCCAGGGUUGUCAGGAAGCUGUGUGCUCAAACUGUAGCAGAAGUCUAUGCUGUCUGUGACAAUACGACUUCAGAUCCUCCUCUGUUUGGGUUUAUGACCAAGAUCUUUUAUUUUGUGAUCCGUGUCAGCAUCAUUAACCUGAUAAGGCAAAGCACAAUCCCUAAAAGCACAUCCGAGAAGCUGAAGAAGUGGGACAGCAUGGAAACCAGCUAAAUCAGGUCAAGGACAAAAUAUGCCCCUCCGCUUAGCCAAACUCCCCCCACUUUGUUUUCACUUUCAGCGUCCCUCCAUAUUCCACCUCCCCUUUUGCCCUCUUUUUCCUUUCUUCCGCUCAUCCUUGCAUCCCUCCCUCAGAUGCUUUUUGUCCUUUGAUUUCUCCUUUUCCUCCCAAACCUGUGGUGUUUUGUGUGACUUGCACCUUCCACGGGUCCCAGAACUCAGUGCCACUCUUAAAGGCAAGGUCAUGCACACGGGUAGCGAGGUAUACUAACGUGUCGAUGAGCCUCCCUGCAACAGUCACUGGGAGCUGAUGAAGUGGGGGUGGCCCUGGAGUGGGGAGUUAUCAUUUGGUGUUUCCAGCUUGGCUGUGUAGCCCCUGACCGCUUUUCUAAAGGGAGAAAUCACCCCUUAUGUACAAGUGUAGUGGGGUGCAGUAUCCACUCCCACUGUGGAUGCUGAAGUGGGGAAAUCUUCCUUGUCUCUCAGAUGUACCCCCUUUUCCAGCACCAGCCAGGCCAGGGAGUGGCCAGUGACCCAGGGUGAACUCCUGGGACUCCCCUGCUUGGGACUGUGAGCUCAGAGCAACGAUGCAAAAUGAAGGGAUGCUGAGCUUCCUUUCAGAGAAGCUGCGGUGGUCCAGCAGGGGAUGUGUCUAGGACUGGCAGGCUGCAGGGAUGGUGUGUCCACUGCUAGUAAGGUCCAAGGAUGGCAGAUUCCUGGGCAGAGUGUUUCUGCUCCGAGCCUUGGCCCACCCCACUGAGUUGUCUCGGUCCCCUCCCAUCUUUUCAGCUCUCCUUUCUAGCUUUCUGUCAAUUCUGUGAGCCUCCCCUCCAGUAAAUUUCUCAUUCUUUCAUGAAAUAGCCUGGGUUGAAUGUACAUAUCAUAUGACCUAAAAUCUUCAUUCCUCGGUGUCUACCCCAAAGAAAUGUGUGUGUACAUUCACCAAAAGAAAGGUGCAAGAUUGUUCAUAGAAGUGCUGUUCACAGUAGCCCCGAACUGGAAAGCACCCUGAUGCCCAUGUUGAAUGGAUAGACAAACCACAGCACAUUGGCACAGUGAGGUUCUCUGCAGCAAGAAGGGAUGUUCCCGUGGCCAGGCGCAGCCCUGUGUGAGCCUCACGAGAGAAGGCAAGUUCACACUAUAUGGCUCCAUUUAUAUCAAGUAUGAAACCCACAGAACUCACCUGUGCUAUUGCAACAGGGACGUGAGUUACUCCUGGGUGGAUGGGAAGCAGAAGGGCACAAGGCCGUUUCUUGGAUAUUCUGGUGCUGGUGGCUGGUUACCCGAGCGUAUCCAGUGUGUAAAUAUUCGUUCUGAUUCCUGAUCUGGUGGCUGGUUACCCGAGAGUGUGCAGGGUAUAAACGUUCUCCAAGCCGUACCGUUUGGGUUUGCACCCUUUUCUGUGUGUAUGUUGUACUUCAAUAAAAAGUUGGUUAUGGGCUAGUAA